CUCCGCUCAAAGGAAACUUCCAACAUUCUAUCUACCUACCUACACAAUCUUGUUCGUCAAACACGGCAGCCAGCUUGAUUGAUCUAUCAUCGAGGUCAUGGAACUUACUUGGAUUUCAGUACUAUUACUCUCAUUGAUUGAAUAAUCUGAGAACGAACAGGAGUAACCACCUCCGAAAAAAAAGGGGAACAAUUAAGAAAUAGAAAUAAAACCAAGAAGAAAGAGAACCCACCCCCGCUAGCCUGCGCCAUCCUAGACAAGUUCGCCAAAGAUCCCCGAAGUUUUCGACUACUUCCCGAAACCUUCAUCCUCGUCCACUCCCAACAUGAAUUCCCAGGAGCGUUGGGUCUCAAGACAGCAGGACCCAAGAGCCGGCCCCGGCGUCUACGACCCGUCGCGAGUCCUCGAUCGUCUGCACGAACCUAGCAUCCUCGUGCCCUUGGUCAUAUUGCUCUUGUCCGUACUCUAUACUGCUUCGAUCAGCCUGCCAUCGUUGAUCAGAAUAUUCUGGGACGGCCUGGUCACCGUCACGCCGGCGCGCCUGAUAUUCGCAGUCGACGGCUGGCUCAACCCCCCGGUGUUUCCUCGACCGGAGAUGUUGUCUCCUGCGGCGCAGCCAACUAGCCAUGCGGCCAAGAGCGAGGCGCUUCGGCGGAUACUAGGCGUGGAUUCAGGAGCGACCGGCUUGUUGGCGUCCGUGUCGCAGGUUGGGCGGCGCAUGCCCGGCUUUGGUGGUGGAGGAAUCGGAGGGGGAGGGGCCUCGAAGAAAGCCCAGGUAGCCCAGCCCGCUGGUCUAGGCAAUAUCAGCAACUCCUGCUAUCAGAACAGCAUUCUUCAGGGGCUGGCGGCUCUGAAACCGCUGCCGGCAUACUUGAACAUCCCCACAAACUCUAGGGGCUCCGAUUCUCGAGACAGCCCGGAAAAGGGCCCCGCAGCUACUUUACGCGAUCUGAUCUCACAGCUGAACGAUGCGGACAACAACGGCCGCACAUUAUGGACACCUUCAGUACUUAAAAAUAUGAGUACAUGGACGCAGCAAGAUGCAUCGGAAUACUAUCACAAGCUACUCGACGAGGUUGACGAGGAAAUCACCAAGGCUGCGCAAUCUAUGCAGAAAACAGCUGGACUGGAAAGCCUGGAGCCGUCUCCCUCGCCAGGCAAAGCCCCUUCUGAUGACGGGUCUGCCGCCAGUUUGCAUAGUGAAGACAGCGGCUACCAUAGCCUUUCCUCAACCUCCAAGGUCAGCCUCGUGGGCAGUGAGACCUUUACACCGCGCAACCCGCUGCUGGGACUUCAGGCCCAGCGUGUGGCAUGUGUAUCCUGUGGCUGGUCCGAGGGCCUGUCCAUGAUACCAUUCAACAGCAUCACCCUCAGCCUGGGCAUGGGUAAUCAGAAUCACGACUUGUAUGAGAGGCUAGAUGCUUAUACCAGCAUCGAAUCGAUACCGGGCGUUGAGUGUGGCAAGUGCACGCUGCUCAAGGCGCAGCGUCUCAUUAACACGCUGAUCGAGAGGAGCCGUGCUGGCGGAAAAGAGCCGGGGGACAUUCCCGAAGCCUACGCUCGCAUCGCAGCCAUCAAUGAGGCACUGGAGGAGGACGACUUUGACGAAAAGACUAUUUCUGGGCGGUGCAAGAUUUCACAAAAGGUCAAUUCCAUGAAGACGAAGCAGCUUGUUAUAGCCCGCGCCCCUCAGAGCCUGGCCAUACAUAUGAACCGGUCUGUAUUUGAUGAGAGGACGGGCCAACAGUACAAGAACUUUUCGCCGGUCCGCUUCCCUGCCAUCUUGGAUCUCGGGCCUUGGUGUUUGGGUAGCGCAGAGAGCAGCACUGCGGAUGCUAAGGAUGAUUCGGAGGUACCUUUACAAGAAAGGUCUAGCGAGAAUGAGCCCGGGACCAGCUCACCGUCGGAGUGCGACAGUGAUUACGAACGUUGGCUACUUGACCCAAAGAAAUCUAUGGUGGCUGGCGACAGACAGCCAUCGAGGAUCGUCGGGCCCAUAUAUGAGCUCAGGGCUGUCGUCACCCAUCAAGGCCGACAUGAGAACGGCCACUACAUCUGCUACAGGAAACAUCCGCGACCCACACGAGACUCUGACGGUGAGAAGCGUGAGGCUAGCGCACCUCCAAAUUUGUCACCGGACGGGGAGGGCAUUGACGACGCGUGCGGUGACAGAAAGGCAUCAUCCCUGGCAUAUGGCCAGUCGAACGUCUUGAACUCAGAGACCUCAAAAGGCAGCGCAGAGGUUGCACAGAAUGGCAGCAUCACCGCCGACGAUGAUCAGGAAGAAGACGACGUCGGAUGGUGGAGAUUAAGCGACCAGAACGUCGCCCGCGUUUCCGAAGAGGUUGUCAUGGCGCAAGGGGGCGUUUUCAUGCUGUUUUACGACUGCGUCGACCCCGUUCCUGUGCUUGCCUCGGAUGCUGACGCGGAUGUUGCUGCCGACCCCGACCCUGACGCCGACUCUGUGUCCAGGACGUCAAGUCGCGCUUCUCAACCUUUGAAUGAUGACGGAGAGGACAAUGAGAGUAUCAGUGAUAAGGCAGACUGACUUUGAGAUUACUGGCUUUCAUUUGGGAAAUAUCUGGAUACAAGAAUUUGUGAUUACGUCAUUUCAAGGCUGCAUAGCUCCAGGCGUUGUAUGAGUUUUUUUUUUUUUUUUGGCGGUCGUUUUUUUUUCUAUAUUUUUAACGGCGUUUUCCGAAAGGAUAAUCAAAUGUCCAGGGAUGUGCCUUUUAUGCCAGUAUUGGGAUUGACGGAAGUAGUGGAAAGUCUUUUUCUGCAAGCUGGAACAAACAAAAAUAAGGCUUUGGGGGACACACCCUUCACGCAGUAACCUAUUCUAGCCUCGGUGGCUCAUGCAUUCAACAUACCUCACUCAUACUGAAUCAUGCCUAUAAAACAGCAGAGUUAUUCCAUCUUCAGUGCUGUGGGAUAUCCAUCUGCUUUGUUUCCUAGCUACUGCGCAUGUCCUGGCUCACUGCAUGAUUUUGACAGAGGCCCACGAGGGAGACUUUCGCG
Pyricularia oryzae 70-15 is the source of this 3018-nucleotide messenger RNA. RefSeq lists its product as uncharacterized. The transcript has a single exon. Lineage: Eukaryota; Fungi; Ascomycota; Sordariomycetes; Magnaporthales; Pyriculariaceae. Gene Ontology annotation, molecular function: cysteine-type deubiquitinase activity; cysteine-type endopeptidase activity. Gene Ontology annotation, cellular component: nucleus; cytosol. The coding region runs from base 326 to 2548 and encodes 740 amino acids. The record is from RefSeq and is a predicted model, not a curated record. Gene Ontology annotation, biological process: protein deubiquitination.